ACGUCACGUGACCCGAUCUGGUUUUGCUCUUCUCCGUGUCAUCGAAACUCGCGAUAAGAGGGCGGGGUGGCAGGUGACAGAACCCGGAAGUAUCUGGUAGUGUAGCUAUUUGGGUCUUGCUGACUAUUAGACGCUCUGAUAAACGCAAUGGACGAUACACUUUUUCAACUGAAGUUCACAUCAAAACAGCUGGAGAAGUUGGCGAAGAAGGCAGAGAAGGAUUCCAACACAGAGCAAGCUAAAGUUAAAAAGGCAUUGCAGCAGAAAAAUGUUGAAGUGGCACGGGUUUAUGCAGAGAAUGCCAUCAGGAAAAAGAAUGAAGGUCUGAACUGGCUGCGAAUGGCUUCACGGGUAGAUGCAGUGGCAUCCAAAGUCCAGACUGCUGUAACCAUGAAGGGGGUCACAAAGAAUAUGGCUCAGGUGACCAAGGCACUGGAUAAAGCUUUGAGUUCUAUGGAUUUGCAGAAAGUGUCGGCUGUCAUGGAUAAGUUUGAUCAGCAGGUUCAGAACUUGGAUGUGCACACGUCGGUGAUGGAGGACUCCAUGAGUUCCGCAAUGACACUCACCACCCCUCAAGAACAGGUAGACAACCUCAUUGUACAGAUUGCAGAGGAGAAUGGUCUGGAGGUGAUGGAUCAGCUGAAUCAGCUUCCCCAAGGUGCUUCGUCAGUGGGGGAAAGCUCUACCCGCACCCCGGAGGACCAGUUGUCCCGCCGGUUGGCUGCUCUAAGGAACUGAAGUCUCAUGGAAUCUUUAUCUUUCCUGUGUGGAUGUCAGGUGUUUUGGGUACACUGGGGUCACCUUAUCACACUGAGGCCUUUGCCAAUCAUAAUAAGAGGAUAAGGAAGCCGGGAACCCAGCUUUUGCUGCAUCCAGUUUCUCUGUUGAGUUUAAGUGCGACCUAUACUGUAAUUGAUUCAAUCCUAAUGGACUCAAGUCUGGGGAUUAACAUUUAAUGUGUAUGGUCACAGUCAGUCUCCUGAACAAAGAAUUCUAGUUUAAUUGCACUUGCUGACAUCAAAGCAGAGCAAUUUCAUGCUCUCCCUGUAUGGCCUUAACUAAUGGCAUAUAGUGAUAAAAGGCCUUGAUCGUUAUAAUCAUUAAUAUAGAACAUUUAGGCCAGUCACAACUGUUUUUUAAAGCAGUUUCUUUUGAGAGCAGAGACCUCGCAUGGAAUGCUUUCCCUAGUUCUCUAGAUUUAGUAAUAACUAAUAGUUACGUUCUUCCUGAGUAUAUGCUAAAAGGAAUCGGCUGUCUUACUAAAAAUGCUCUAUUUUAUAGCACCUGAUUUUAUUAUUUUUUGUGUUUGCUCUGUUUUUUACUCUGCUGCUUCUGUCUAUUAUUUUGUGUUCAAUGUUCCUCUGACUACUUGGUGAGAGAGUUUUUUCCCCCCCUGCUUUAUUGAAUAGCACUCUCAUUCUGCAACAUAUUGAAAACUCCAUUGUUUUUUUGGAUUGUAUUUUUGUGUCCCAGCCAAAUUGCAGGGUAGAAAACAUUGAAAAUGUGGUUCACACAGUUAUGGCUGCUGGUGAAUUUGGGAGAUAUUGCAGCAAAACAUUUAUCCAUUUAAUAGCGCCCGUAUGCAUAUGCUACAGUUUCUUACACUUCUUGAUUGGCAACCCAUGAUGGUAGCACUAUUCAGUGUCCCUUCCAGAACACUAAGGUUAUUUGGGAACUUAGUUGCUGUAAAUGAGAGCCAUGCUGUUUAUUGCUGGCACCUCUAGCUGUUAUAUCUGCUACUGCAGGGGUUCUAAAAUAUCACUGUGCCUCUUUACCUGAGAAGUGCCAGAGGGCAGUGCCAAGUGUGAUCUGAUAUAUUUAGUUUUAUUGCUCUUAAAAAUAGAUGCCAGCUGUACAGCUCAUAUAAUCCUACAGUAAGCUACAGGAAUCUUCACGUACCAUGAAUAGGUUUCUUUCAAUUUGCCUUUUUUUAUAGCCUUUGAUUUAUCUUAUUUGGGGUAACUUAUCUGUAAAGAAUAAAAUGUUUUAUUUACAUUUCAAAAUAAAAUUUGUUUAUUGCUCAAUAAAGAUUGUACAUUUCAA
Molecule: messenger RNA, 2043 nt
Organism: Xenopus laevis (African clawed frog)
Lineage: Eukaryota; Metazoa; Chordata; Amphibia; Anura; Pipidae
Gene: chmp1a.L
Product: charged multivesicular body protein 1a-like
Exons: 7
Coding region: 148-738 (196 amino acids)
Biological process (GO): vacuolar transport
Source: RefSeq, a predicted model, not a curated record